CUGGGAUGGGAGCAGCUCCUCGCUCCUAGAAUGGAGCAACUUGUUGCCCCUAGCACCCGCCACCCUGGGAAGUGCCUACAAGAAAACAGAGAGUCUCUCUGCACUUUCUUUUCCAGAGAGCAACUGAUAGCAGCUUCAGUUAAUCGCCUAUCUGAUGUACCUUUAGCCCUAGCUGUCAGUGUCUGGGAGGAGGGGAGUAUUUCCCAGUCCACAAGGUCAUGCCUGCUGCAGAGACGGCAGGGCACUACUCUGAAGGCGCCCGGAAAGCUCAGAAGCAAAGAGAGAAGGCUCCCCACGACUCUCCAGGAGCCCAUCACCAAAGCAGCACAGGGCACAAGGUCCUGUGCAGCCAAGAUGAAGAAAGCCCCCGAGAACAUCUCUCUGGAAGGUGCCAGCUGGAACCAAGAUACGUGCACGAGCUCAUCGGCCCAGGACAGUAUUUUUUGUUCUGAAGAAGAUAACAGUCUGUAUUUCACAUACAGCGGAAAAUCAAAUGUUCUUGAGGUCAAAGAACUCAACUACCAGAUUAACCUGGCAUCCCAGAUUCCCUGGUAUGAGAAACUCACGCAGAUGCAACUGCUAUUGCCCUGGAACUCAGGUCCCGAUUCUCAUGUGUCAAUAAUCCAGAACCUGAAUUUAAAAGUUCACAGCGGUCAGAUGCUAGCUAUUAUAGGAAGCACUGCUGGCGGAAAGACCUCCUUGCUUGAUGUGAUAACCUCCCGGGGUCAUGGAGGCAAAAUCAAGUCUGGUCAAAUCACGAUCAACAACAAACCCAGCACUCCCCAGCUUGUCAAGAAAUGCAUUGCACACGUGAGGCAGGAUGACCGACUGCUCCCCCACCUGACUGUCAGGGAAACGUUACUGUUCAUCGCUAAGCUGCGCCUUCCAGCGUGUUUUUCAGACUCACAAAGGCAAAAAAGGGUGGAAGAUGUAAUAGCAGAGCUGCGGUUGCGGCAGUGCGCAAACACGAGGGUAGGGAAUGAGUACCUCCGUGGCAUUUCAGGAGGCGAGAGGAGGAGGGUGAACAUCGGUGUGCAGCUGCUCUGGAACCCAGGAAUACUGAUACUUGAUGAACCCACAUCUGGACUGGACAGUUUUACAGCACAUAACCUUGUGAUAACAUUAUCCAGACUGGCCAGAGGAAACAGAUUAGUUCUUCUUUCACUUCAUCAGCCUCGGUCAGAUAUUUUCCAACUGUUUGAUUUAGUUCUUCUGAUGACUUCUGGAGUCACCAUCUAUUCUGGAACAGCUAGAGACAUGGUCCAGUACUUCACAGAACUAGGCUACCCCUGCCCAAGGUACAGCAAUCCUGCAGAUUUCUAUGUUGACCUGACCAGCAUCGAUAAACACACUACAGAAAAGGAGAUGGAAAGCCUAAAAAGAGCAAAUACUCUUGCCAGCUUGUUCCAAGAAAAAAUCAAAGAUUUUGAUGAUUUCUUAUGGAAAGCAAGUGAAGGCGACAGUGUUGUGACCACUACCAGCAAGCAAAGCUCUCAUUUAAAACCAGAAGAAGUUAUCAACAUGCCAUACCAUUCAAGUGAUCAGUUACCAGGAGUCUUGAAACAGUUCACUGUAUUAUUAAGUCGUCAAGUCUCCAAUGACUUCAGAGAUCUUUCAACAUUACUAGUCCAUGGAUUUGAGGCCCUUGUCAUGUCAUUAUUAAUUGGAUUUCUGUACUAUGGACAUGAAAGCAGACUCUCCAUUCGUGACACAUCAGCACUGCUGUACAUGAUAGGUGCACUAAUCCCAUUCACGGUGAUUUUGGAUGUUAUUGCCAAAUGUCAUUCCGAAAGAGCAAUGCUUUAUCACGACUUGGAAAACGGAAUGUAUUCUGUGACCCCAUACUUCUUUGCUAAGAUUUUUGGGGAGCUCCCCGAGCACUGCGCUUUCGUUAUAAUUUAUGGGGUUCCCAUCUACUGGCUGACAAAUCUAUUUCCUGAAGCAGAACAUUUUUUGCUGAACUUCUUCUCGGUGUGGCUGGCUGUAUAUUGUGCCCGUGCAAUGGCACUUUGGGUGGCAGCGCUGCUGCCAACGUUACAGCUCUCAGCUUUCUUUGGCAAUGUCCUUUUCACUUCGUUCUACCUGAGUGGUGGUUUUGUGAUAAGCCUGGAACAGCUCUGGACAGUUCCAUAUUGGGUUUCUAAGAUAUCUUUUCUCAGAUGGAAUUUCCAAGGCAUGAUGCAAAUUCAGUUCACUGAUUCCAUAUAUGAUAUGACUUUUGGGAACAUUACAAUUAAAAUUCCAGGAAAACUUGUAACCACAGCUCUGGGCCUGGAUUCAGAGCCUCUGUACAUAAGCUACAUCAUAGUCGGUGGCAAUAUCUUCUGUUUCCUGCUUUUAUACUAUCUAUCAUUAAGGUUCAUCAAGCAGAAAUCAAACCAAGACUGGUAAUAUCAAAGCCUGCAGCUGGGGCAGCAGGUUACAGCGUCCCUUGCAAGAGAACAUGGGAAGCCCAUAAGCUUAUUUUUGGUGAGCAUUGCUGAAGUGCUGGAAGAGCAGGCAGUGGCUGAGCAGUGCUGCAUGAAGCGAGUCCAGUUCGCCACAGGAUGGCAGCAGAAGACCAGGAGUUGGAAGCCAGGUUGUUCUCUAAUCAGACCAGUUGCAAUAAAAUUGACUUUUUGUUUGUUUGUUUGUUUGUUUUAAUUUAUUUCUUGGACAUUCAGGUGACACCUAUAUAAGUUAACUACUACUUGAAAU
Messenger RNA from Meleagris gallopavo (turkey), 2697 nucleotides. It is a transcript of the gene ABCG8, whose product is annotated as ATP binding cassette subfamily G member 8. Gene Ontology annotation, biological process: cholesterol efflux; cholesterol homeostasis; transmembrane transport. Gene Ontology annotation, molecular function: ATP hydrolysis activity; ATP binding; ABC-type transporter activity. Gene Ontology annotation, cellular component: plasma membrane; signaling receptor complex. The record is from RefSeq and is a predicted model, not a curated record. Lineage: Eukaryota; Metazoa; Chordata; Aves; Galliformes; Phasianidae.